UAAGCGUGCAUUUCCGCGCUGGAAGGACGAGACGCUCCGUUCCGGCAGGCAAAGCAUUCCACCACACACCAUUUCUCACCCUUUUCGUUUUUAUGCUUCUCGCUCUUUUUCUCCCCUGGCAAUUCCAGUUCAGUCACUCGCCCCAACCUCCCUGGCUUCUUGCCCUGGAGGAAAAAGUGUCAACGUUCGUUCUUUUUUCUUCUUCCUUCGUCUCGUCCUAAAUUUACGCUUUAUUCACCUUGUUUCCUUUCCUUGUCCCCUGGUCCCCUCGCGUGACUCUCGACCCUCUCCUCUCCCAUAGAAAUAGACCCCCUAUUCGACCUCGACGCGGCUCUCAAUUGAAAACUUCUGUCCCCUCGAGGCCUCUGCUUAACGCCCAGAGCAGCGUGUCCGGUGCUUGGAGCAACCGUUCCAUAGCAUCAUGGAGUCUUCUCCCCCGAGGAGUAGCUCUGCUGCUCCCGUGGCAGGCAUGAAGCGUCCGGCGUCCCUGUUGCCCGCUUUCGAGCCAUUGAGCUCUUCCCCGUCUCUCCCUCGGCCCCAGAAGCGUGUAGCACGCGAUGACCAUGGGGCUGUCUCGACCUAUCCGACUCCCGUCCCGACGUCCUCGACUCACAUCAUGUCGUCCUCCCCGCCUCGAAUGGCCCUGCCUCGACCCGCAUCGCGUCGUAACCUCACCUCGAGCAGCUCCGAGCGUACCCCUCUAUCUGCCGUCCCGACUCUGAUGCUCUCAGACUCCGGCGAGCCCCUUCUCAUGGGCAGAUCGAGCGUCUCCUGCCAUCACCAGCUCGCCGCUAACCGUAUGAUUUCGAGGAUACAUGUCAAGGCCACCUAUAAACCGGCACCGAACCCCUUCGACCGAGAUAGGGUAGAGAUCAUGUGCAUGGGAUGGAACGGGAUUAAGUUGCACUGCCAAGGGAAAACAUAUGAUUUGGCGAAGGGAAAGACUUUCACGUCCGAUAUCAAGGAUGCCGAUAUCAUGAUUGACGUUCACGACGCACGCGUUUUGGUGCAAUGGCCGCGUGGCGAGAAAAGGGAUUAUGCCUCGACCGACUCCGAACAUACUUGGGAGGAGACCACCCCCAAACGCAAUGGGCAGUCUCGUCGCAGCUUGCAGGAUAGCCCUAGUGUGGAGCGUCGACGUUUGGCCUCCCCCGUGUCACCGUCCCCGGCGGUCAAGUCCCUGGUCCCCCCAUCUUCUCCACUCUAUACCCCGACUCGCUCGCGCAAUGCCGUGGUUGUGUAUGAAGACGAGGCCUCUCCUGUCCGCGCCACUAGCUCUGCAGAUGAUCUCACGUCUGAAACCUUCCACGACCCCUCUUCCGCUGUAGACCUUCUGCAGAGCUCCCAGUCCAGUGAACUGAGUGACCUGAGUAAGCACGACGAGUUGUCUGAUCACGAUGAGGAGAACGACCCCAUCAUCCACUCGUUUGGACCCUUUGGAGAGAACAUCCUGCCCCGUAUGGCUUCUUUCACAGCCGACGAGUCACCCGUUCGUCCUCCGCGUCCUGGCAACCAAUCUUCUACUCAACCCCUCCAGCCCACCCAGUCACCUCGGCAGCCUUCCAAGGCCGCAAAUCACGCCGAAAGUGCACCCAGCAAGCCGGAGCCGCUUGAUGAGGGCCUGGAACGCGUCCAGAACCACGCCAUCAACCAGCUCGCCUUCUCGCGCCUUUCUUCGACCCCAUUCUCAACCAUCUUGAGCAACCUUCCUCCCACUCUGUGGAGACAGGACCACCGUUCCGGCAAGGGACCGUCCAAAGAACAAAUCCUCUCCGUCAUUGAUACCACCAAGUGCAUUGGCAAGGUUGCUCGGGAGGGGAAAGAUGCGGCCGGAAAGCCUCUGGAAAGCGAAUACUACUACAUUCCGGACUUUGACGAAGAUGACAUGCGACGGGAAGCCGUUGUGCAUGAUCUCCGCAAGCCAGGUCUUCGGAACUGUAGAAAGCAGCACAAGCAAUACUUCUGGCGCAAGCCCAAAUAAAUCCAGCGCCUUAAGAUGACCUGUUAAAAAGCCAACCUUCUGUUCAGUCUCCUGAUAAUAUUUUCGCCCAACCGUUUUAGUACAUAUUUGCAAUGUUUUUGUUCUUAUUUUUCCCUUCAUGGACUCGCAUAGCGUGGCGUGGGCAUACCCUGUCUCUGAUUUUUACGUCGUUGAAUGAAGGUGUACGAUGUAUGUUGAUUUUUCUCUUUUACCCCCUUUGGUUUCUAUCGCUUUCCUUCUCUUCUGCCUCCUGUUUUCAAACGAUAGAGGCCCGUUUUGUUUCCGGUCCACGUGCGAUGUCUACCUCUGUUGUUUCAUUUCUGUCGACCAGAUCAUGUGCUUAACAUGGCCUGACGGUCUUCGCCAUCAUUGUAUCACAGUGAUGCGUAUGCUUUUGCGGGCAUCGUUGUCUUCGGUGACAUGCCUGUAUGAUCUUAUUGGAAUUCCAGUCCUGUCUGCCAGGCAGCUUGCGGGGAGGUUGUGUCACCUCGCCACCCCUGGCAGAGUUAUGAUGUGUAUG
Aspergillus melleus is the source of this 2501-nucleotide messenger RNA. RefSeq names its product putative transcription factor Tos4 (gene fhdA). Gene Ontology annotation, molecular function: protein binding. The transcript is spliced from 2 exons. The coding region runs from base 422 to 1981 and encodes 519 amino acids. The record is from RefSeq and is a predicted model, not a curated record. Lineage: Eukaryota; Fungi; Ascomycota; Eurotiomycetes; Eurotiales; Aspergillaceae.